UUAAAGAGAAUUAAACAGUCUUCUUGAUUAUAUUUUACUCCGAUUCUCCUUUGUCGGUACAUUCACUCACUCCCCAUUUCCACUCUCCACUCUCUAAUGGCCGCUUUUCUCUCCACUUCCCUUUCCCCUUUCUUCUUCUCCUUCCUCCUUCUUCUCUCUACAGUUUCAUCCCUUUCGCCAUUGAAGACCUUCAUCGUCCGCAUCGACCGUUUCUCCAAGCCCUCUGUUUUCCCCACUCAUUACCACUGGUACACUUCCGAGUUCACCCAAUCCCCUCAAAUCCUCCAUGUUUACGACACCGUUUUCCAUGGAUUCUCCGCAACUUUAACUCAAGAACAAGUCGAUUCCAUUGGAAAACACCCUUCUGUUCUUGCUGUUUUUGAGGACCGUCGUCGUCAACUUCACACCACUCGUUCCCCUCAGUUUCUCGGCCUCCGAAACCAGCGUGGUCUCUGGUCUGAUUCCGAUUACGGCUCAGAUGUUAUUAUUGGAGUUUUCGAUACUGGGAUUUCCCCUGAACGACGAAGCUUCUCUGAUGUGAAUCUGGGUCCGAUUCCUCGCCGGUGGAAAGGGGUUUGUGAGACUGGAACUAAGUUCACGGCCAAAAACUGUAACAGGAAGAUUGUGGGUGCGAGGUUUUUCUCUAAAGGUCAUGAAGCAGGGGCCAACGCUGCUGGUCCGAUUAUUGGGAUAAAUGAUACGAUUGAGUAUAGAUCUCCAAGAGAUGCUGAUGGACAUGGGACUCAUACGGCGUCCACGGCGGCUGGACGGCAUUCGUUUCAGGCGAGUUUGGAGGGUUAUGCUUCGGGGAUUGCAAAGGGUGUGGCUCCUAAAGCGCGUUUAGCGGUUUAUAAAGUUUGUUGGAAAAACUCUGGUUGUUUUGAUUCUGAUAUUCUUGCGGCGUUUGAUGCUGCGGUUAACGAUGGUGUUGAUGUUAUUUCGAUCUCAAUUGGAGGCGGGGAUGGCGUUUCCUCGCCGUAUUAUCUUGACCCAAUUGCAAUUGGAGCGUACGGCGCCGCUUCUAAGGGUGUUUUCGUUUCGUCUUCGGCUGGAAACGAUGGACCUAAUGGAAUGUCAGUGACAAACUUGGCGCCGUGGGUUACGACGGUUGGGGCAGGUACGAUUGACCGGAAUUUCCCGUCGGUGGUGACUCUUGGAAACGGACGGAAGAUUUACGGGGUUUCUCUCUACGCCGGAGCGCCGUUAAACGGUACAAUGUAUCCGUUGGUUUACCCUGGGAAAUCAGGGGUUCUCUCUGUUUCGCUCUGUAUGGAGAACUCGCUCGAUCCUAAGGUUGUGAGCGGAAAAAUCGUGAUCUGCGACAGGGGAAGUAGUCCCAGAGUGGCCAAGGGUUUAGUCGUGAAGAAGGCCGGUGGCGUCGGAAUGAUUCUAGCGAACGGAAUCUCAAACGGCGAAGGACUCGUCGGUGAUGCCCAUCUUCUACCUGCCUGCGCCGUCGGCUCCGACGAAGGCGAUGCCAUGAAAGCCUACGCAUCAUCCUCUACAAAUCCCACCGCCACCAUCGCUUUCCAGGGGACCAUAAUCGGAAUCAAACCUGCGCCGGUAGUGGCUUCGUUUUCAGCAAGAGGGCCAAAUGGAUUAACCCCAGAAAUCCUAAAACCGGACAUAAUCGCACCAGGGGUUAACAUUCUCGCCGCCUGGACUGACGCCGUCGGUCCAACCGGUUUGGACUUCGAUACACGAAAAACCGAGUUCAACAUCUUGUCCGGUACAUCAAUGGCUUGCCCCCAUGUGAGUGGAGCUGCCGCUCUGUUAAAAUCAGCUCACCCAGAUUGGAGUCCAGCAGCGUUAAGAUCCGCCAUGAUGACCACCGCAAGUAUCAUCGACAACCGCCGCCAACCAAUGACGGAAGAAUCCACCGGAAAACCUUCAACUCCUUACGAUUUCGGUGCCGGACAUGUAAAUUUAGGACUCGCAAUGGACCCAGGUCUAAUCUAUGACAUUACAAACACCGAUUAUAUAAACUUCUUAUGCUCAAUCGGGUACGGCCCGAAAAUGAUUCAAGUUAUAACAAGAACACCGGUGAGAUGUCCAACGAAAAAACCAUUACCGGAAAAUCUGAAUUACCCAUCAAUAGUAGCAGUAUUUUCAAGUCUAUCAAAAGGGUGGUCGACAAAGUCGUUUAUACGAACGGUGACUAACGUGGGGCCAUCAAAUUCAGUGUACAGAGUUAAAAUCGAAGCUCCAAAAGGAGUGACAGUGAAGGUAAAACCAUCAAAACUGGUGUUUUCAACGACGGUGAAGAAACAGAGCUUCGUUGUGGCAAUUUCAGCCGACAAUCAGAAUCUUGCACUGGGGGAUGUGGGGGCUGUUUUUGGUUGGCUUUCUUGGUCCGAUGGAAAGCAUGUGGUCCGUAGUCCACUGGUAGUGACUCAAUUAGAGCCAUUGUAAAAGUGAAGCUUUGGAAUUCGAUCAUCUUUCUCAUGAUCAAAACAAGAACAACAACAACAAACAAAAGAAACCAGACUGCUAUUUUCUUCCCCUUUUACAGCUUUUUUUUUUCUUCUUUGAAACUUGUAAUCUCUAGUGUUCUAUGUUGUUGUGUAAUGGAAUGUAAUUUUUAGGGGUUUGAGAUAUCUUUUUUUCUUAAUAUAAUCUCUUCAAAAGUUAUGUUUUUUUA
Messenger RNA from Cucumis melo (muskmelon), 2641 nucleotides. RefSeq names its product subtilisin-like protease SBT1.6. Bases 97 to 2412 code for a protein of 771 amino acids. The transcript has a single exon. Gene Ontology annotation, biological process: proteolysis. Gene Ontology annotation, molecular function: serine-type endopeptidase activity. The record is from RefSeq and is a predicted model, not a curated record. NCBI's taxonomy places the organism in Eukaryota, Viridiplantae, Streptophyta, Magnoliopsida, Cucurbitales, Cucurbitaceae.